UGGUUGGGUCAUUUGUGGGGGAUUUUUUAUUUGACUAUUAACGUUACUAAUAUGGGAGGUUUUAAAUAACUAACGACAAAUGUCCCCAGAUAACACUAGUCCUGCGAAUAGGGUUAUUUGUUACAAAAGUAACUGCAGUAAUAACGACAAUAGGAGUGUGACAUGAAUCCCCGCAUGUAAACACGGGUGUAUUAUUAAUGCAUAGCCUAUAACAAGUUAGUAACGUUUCGUUGGAUCUGCUUGGACAUUUUACAUGUGUGUGUCUAUUUUCCCGACAGUACCUGAAGGCAUCAUUUUUGCGUCUGCCGUCAUCAGGGAAGCUUCUGACGAUAUUCAGACAAUAAUCACACAAAUGCUGUGCAUGAAUGUAUCUGUUGAAGUGAGAUGUCUGCUCUCCCUUUAGAGAUGGAUUCUCAGAAUUCAAACCUGAACUGUGCCAUAUGCCUGGACCGCUUCCGGAUCCCUGUUACCAUCCCCUGCGGUCACACCUUCUGUCAAGAAUGCAUCAACCUUCACUGGGACACCAAGAGCAAGUCCGAUAUCGGACCUCAGUGUCCAAUCUGCAAUGAGAAGUUUCCUACCAGGCCCAUUCUCAAGCGUAAUGUGUCCUUGUCGGUCUUGACUGAGGCUGUGAACAUCGCCCCCCCUUGUAGAGAGUCGCUUGUGAGGGGAAGCGAAGGGGCGAGAGCCUUGCUGCUGUGUGAUCGCCAUAAAAAGCCUCUGGUUUAUUACUGCAGGCAGGACAAAAUGCCUGUGUGCUGCCAGUGUGCAAUCUCAGAAUGCGUGGACCACGAAAAGGGGUUGUUGGAGACAGAAAGGGAAAACCAAGAGCUGCUGCUGGAAAGGAAGAUAAAGGAGGUGGGGAAACUCACUGAAGAGACGCAGAAAAGUAUAAAUGACUUGGCCGAAAACAUCAAUCACGCCAAGGUGACUCUUCAGCAGACUUCCACCUGGGUCAAUGCCAAGUUCUCCACCCUGAUUAAAAUACUGGCGGAGAAGCAGGAGGCUACAGAGAUCUUCACAGAGGAGCAGAAAGAAGCUGCCAUCACUGAGGCGGAGGCACGGCUAGCUGAACUUAAGAAGCGCUCCCAGAAACUCCAAGAGAGCCGGGAACUGAUAGCAGCUGUACUUAAGCUCUCUGAUACAGAGCUCAUCAAGGAAUCAAUGGUCCUAGAGAUCCCCCAUUUCAAAGAUAUUCCCACGGAUGUAACGCCAAACCUUCAAGAGCGAUUAAACGGUGUCACAGAUGUCCUGUCCCGAGUCUCCAAGCUGGUAUCUGAGGACCUAGAGAAAGCCGUGAGCACCGUUGUGGGUCCUGACAAAGAUGGUUCUCCUCAAGAUAAGAGGCCGAUCCUAGCCGUGGUUCCCAGUCCAGCUGCUCCGUGCCACCCUGGGGGGAAGGACGGCCUCAGCGCUUACAGAUGCUCUCUGACCUUUGACCCCCGCACGGCCAACGGGCACCUGUGUCUGUCCCAGGAGAACCGGAGGGCAGAGCACCUGACCACCGGGCCCCGCAUCGUCCCAGCCCACGAAGCGCGCUUCGAUCACACCUGGCAGGUGCUCUGCUUCCAGGGCUUCAGAAAUGGACAGCACUACUGGGAGCUGGAGGUGUCCAAGCCCUGGGCCUACCUCGGGGUAACCUACGAGACCAUCCCCAGGAAGGAGAAGGGCAAAAGGUGCAUGGUGGGUAUGAACGAAUUGUCCUGGAGCCUGCAACUGGACGAGCAUCAGAUCAGCGCCUGGCACAACGGCCGACGGGAGACGGUGGUCGGCCACUCCCAGCACAGCCGCAUCGGCAUGCUGCUGGACUACGAGGCCGGGACCCUCACCUACUACGGAGAUGGGCAGACCAGGCUCCACGCCUUCCACUGUGCCUUCAGCCAGGAGCUGUUCCCCGCCUGCUGGAUAGGAGAGGGGGUCAGCAUCACCCUCUGCUCCACAUGAGCUGACUCAUAAAGAAAAGAGAAGAAGAGAGCUCCAUAUUAAGAAUCCCCCUUAAACAUUCAGGACGGUUUUUAAAUCUCUUUGACUGCCUUCCUACAUCGUUUUAAGCUGAAAACAUUGGCUGUAAUGGACCUUCCUUUCCAAAACUGCCCACCUGUCUUAGACUUAUUCCCAUAACCACAUGACAAUAAUGCUAAGGAAAGUGUCACAAACCCUAGUUCUAAAGGGCGUUAGGGUUCAAUUUUAAAGGCAGAAUGAGUAGGAUUUUCUUGAAAAACCAAUGUAUAGGCUUGUACAAAAAGAACUCCUUUUAAUAAUGACUUAGGGAGCCCCCCGAAGUGUGUGGCGUGCUCUGUAAAAGACCCUUGCCCACUCUUUCUUUUAAUUUUGCGUGUAAUAAAUUGUUGCCUGGCAAUCAACGGAGACUACAGGAAUUAGAAGCAAUCGUCCAGCACAUAUGCUUCCAUAAAACUACAUGUCAUUUUAGUUUUCCUAUGGAUUAAAAUCACAUUAUCAUAAAAAAAAUCACUGAGCUGUAGAGGCCGGUUGGUGACUUUUGGUUACCUUUUAAUAGAGCAGAUCUAGUCUUUAUUCUAAGAUAAGCUAACAUUUGGUGGAUGAUGCUUUAUGUUGAGCUUACAGACAUAGAUAUGGAAAUAGACAACCCUCUACCUGGGCUACACAGUAUAUGCACACAUAAAAGAAGUCAUGGCUGUAUAAUAAGAACAAAGAUGGAGACCUUUAUGCAGUGCUGUGAGAAGCCAUUUGUUGAGGAUGUGCUAAAGCAUAACUUACAUACUACAACUUUCAACAUUGCUGUUGAAAAAAAAAAAAAAAAAACGCUCUAAAACCUUUCUUCUUUUUUUUAUUUCUGGGCAGAAUUCAAUCCACAGAAGGAUUAGAGCCAGUUCAUAAUGUGGUGCGAAGAGCCACUGCAGGGUAUAGUCUUGAGAUAUUGUCCUGUUAAAAGAACAACCCAACCAAAUCAAUAAAGACACUGUUAAAAAAAGAAGACAAAAAAAAAAAAAUCGUUGUGGGCUGUACAUCACUCCUGAGAGUACAAAUUGAAAAUGGAUCACUGUUUUCAUCAUCUUGGGAUCUUGGCAUGAACGCACAAACCGCCCUGCCUGUACAGUUUUAAACCUGGGAUACUGACAAUGUUGUGAUGGAAUCUGCUGUACUGUACAAUGUUUUUAUUGGGCUUUUAGCCUUUUUUUUUAAUCAUGAGCACCCUAAGAGGGCACAGCUGGGACCUUUGGAAUGUUGAGGUACUCGAGGCUUGGGACAUCAUGCGUCAGUCUUUGGGAAACUGCGGUGGAUUUGCACAAGGUGUCCGGAAGCGCAGACGUGGACUACUGAUUGAGAAGGGAAAAGCACAUUUCCAGGCUGUUUGACAUGUAAUGUCACAUGACAUAUAACAUACCCCCCUCCUGCUGACUCUGGAAUAUGUUUAUGUUAUGAAUGCUAAUGCACUAUGCUGUGAUUAAAGUAGAAUACCAAUUAAUGUGUGAUAUAGCGAUGCUCAGUGUAGAAAUACAGACAAAGACAGUUCUGUUUCACAUGAAUCAAGAUCCAUUUAAUAAAAUCCAAUCCAAUGC
Messenger RNA from Etheostoma spectabile (orangethroat darter), 3542 nucleotides. It is a transcript of the gene trim65, whose product is annotated as tripartite motif containing 65. The record is from RefSeq and is a predicted model, not a curated record. The transcript is spliced from 8 exons. Gene Ontology annotation, molecular function: protein binding; zinc ion binding. Bases 385 to 1944 code for a protein of 519 amino acids. Lineage: Eukaryota; Metazoa; Chordata; Actinopteri; Perciformes; Percidae.